GCAUACUAAUCUUACACCAUACAGGUCAGGUAGCGUCAACAAUAGCGACUGUAGGCCAUGUAGUACUGAGAGAUAUCUGCAUAAGACGACACAGUUUGUAAAGGGGAAAAACCUGUGACUACAGCGUAGAGACUGUGGUACUCUUCAUCUGGUGGGAGUUCUGUCAAACUUGAGGGAACAAAACGUCAGAACACCGGUUCGCAAAAUAAAGUUUCACACUUACGAGCUACAGUCUAUCCUAUACUAUAUAACAAACUCACAGGCAAAUCCGAACAUCCACAAACCUCAGUUGAGGAUGUCAGUCGUAAAGAUCCAGGAUGCUGGCGGAGACAACAUCACUCUCCUGGAAGUAGAUGAUCAUCUGUACCCCAAUUCCCCCAUUGAUUCCCCCGCUGACGUCAUCAAAGGCAUCCGUGACCUCCCCAUCAGAGAGGAUGACGUCUUUGUCUGCGCGUAUCCUAAAUGUGGUACUCACUGGGUGUGGGAAAUGGCCCGCCUUCUUCUGUCGAGCGACACAGAGACUGUUAUAGAGAAGGAUGAAUUGAUGUUAGAGUUCAUCGGAAAUGACGCCUUAGAGAAGUUCCCGUCCCCGCGAAUUUUAAACACGCAUUGCUUUGUUGAGCAGCUGCCACGUGGUGUGUUUGAGAAGAAGUGUAAAAUAAUCUACAUUCUUCGGAACCCCAAAGACAUGGCAGUGUCGUUGUUCCACCACCACAAGAAGCUGAAAUGCUAUGAAUAUGAUGGGAAAUUUGAAAAUCAUGUCUCAUUACUGCUGGAUGGGAAAGUUGACUUCGGGUCGUUUUUCACAUACAUGAAGGACUGGGCUGCCAUUGGGACAACCCAUCCCGACUUGCCGACCUUGACCCUGGUGUAUGAAGAUCUAAAAGAGGAUCCACUUCCCGGUAUUAGAAAGCUAGCAAAGUUUCUGAAUGCUGAGAAAUCAGAGGAAUUUUACCUUAAAGUAAAAGAGUUGACGAGUUUCAACAAAAUGAAGGAAGCGAAAGGCAAAUUCUUUAAAGCAUCUGACGGUUCAGCUGUUAUGUACAGAAAAGGUGAAGUUGGCGACUGGAAGAAUUAUUUCACAGUGGCCAAGAACGAGAUAUUUGACAGAGCAUACAAGAAGAACAUGGCUGAUUGUGACAUAAACUUUAGAUACACGCUGCAAUGCGAGUAUUUAGGUCAUUUAUUAUCAGGUCGAUGCGACCUAAGUCCUGCUGCAACACUCCUGCUAAAGAUGACGACAGUGAAGAUCCCGGAUGGAGGGGGAAGCACUCUGACACUGCUGGAAGUGGACGGCCAUUAUUACCCAAACUCAUCUGCUGACGUCAUCAGGGGUAUACGUGACGUCAUGAUCAGAGAUGAUGACGUAUUGAUUUGCGCAUACCCUAAAAGUGGCACACACUGGCUGUGGGAAAUAACCCGCUUACUGCUGGCGGGAAAUACAGACGGGGAAAUACGAGAGAAGGAUGAGCUCCACCUGGAGUUCGUAGCAAAUGACGUCAUGGAGAAGUUUCCAUCGCCGCGAAUUUUGAAUAUGCACGUGCUGUUCCAUCAGCUGCCGCGGGUAGUGCUAGAGAAGAAAUGUAAAAUUAUCUCCCUUGUCAGGAACCCGAAAGAUGUGGCAGUCUCGUUCUACCAACACCAUAAGAAUCUACCGAUGUACUAUCAAUAUGAAGGAACGUGGGAGAAUUAUCUCCCCUUAUUUCUGGAAGGCAAAGUUGACUUUGGCUCUUGGUUCACGUACAUGCAGAAUUGGGAGAAAGAGAUGAAGAACCAUCCAGAGUUACCGUUCUUGACCGUCAUUUACGAGGAUUUGAAAGAGGACUCUUUGUCAGUGAUCAGGAAGAUGGCGGAGUUUCUAGGGGUUGAGAGAUCGGAGGAGUUCUACGAGACAGUGGCGGAAAGGACAAGCUUCAGUCAUAUGCAGGCCACCAAGGGGAGACUACUCAAGGAACACGGUGGAACUUCAAUAGUGUACAGGAAAGGUGAAGUGGGAGACUGGAAGAAUCACUUCACUGUGGGCCAGAGUGAGAUGUUUGACGAACUGUACAGGGAAGAGAUGGGCCGAAGCAGUUUUAACUUCAGAUAUUCCAUAAAUGACUCCGUCCCUUAGGCGCUGUACGGAGUUGUGUUUCUCAGGCGUGCCAGAAUUCUAUGUAAAAACAUGGACUGAGUAUGUAUAAUAGAUUUCUACAAAACUUUGAGCAUAUAAAAUUCUAUCGGUAA
Molecule: messenger RNA, 2226 nt
Organism: Haliotis rufescens (red abalone)
Lineage: Eukaryota; Metazoa; Mollusca; Gastropoda; Lepetellida; Haliotidae
Exons: 14
Coding region: 296-2113 (605 amino acids)
Biological process (GO): sulfation
Cellular component (GO): cytoplasm
Molecular function (GO): sulfotransferase activity
Source: RefSeq, a predicted model, not a curated record